Aspergillus oryzae RIB40 is the source of this 1527-nucleotide messenger RNA. RefSeq lists its product as uncharacterized. Gene Ontology annotation, molecular function: transmembrane transporter activity. The transcript has 7 exons. The coding region runs from base 1 to 1527 and encodes 508 amino acids. The record is from RefSeq and is a predicted model, not a curated record. Gene Ontology annotation, cellular component: membrane. Gene Ontology annotation, biological process: transmembrane transport. NCBI's taxonomy places the organism in Eukaryota, Fungi, Ascomycota, Eurotiomycetes, Eurotiales, Aspergillaceae.
AUGGUCUCGCUCAACAGCCUCAAAGGUGGCCCCCAAGUCUCAACCACAUAUGGCGAUGAAGCGGCGCAAGGAGGUCAUUUUGUGCCCGCCAAAUACCGGGGUACCGUGAAGGACCAGGCAGACAUGAGUGCUCUAGGCAGAGAGCAGGUGUUACGUGUUAUCUUGACACUGCUCGAGCAAGGUUUGACCGAUGGAGGUACCGCUGGCCUGAUCUGGGGUUUCCUUAUCGUCGCGUGUGGGUUUCUGCUUGUUUUUCUCAGUUUGGCUGAAAUGGCUUCGAUGGCCCCGACAUCUGGAGGUCAAUACCAUUGGGUAUCAGAAUUCGCACCCCGUAGCUGCCAGAAAUUCUUGAGCUACAUCACCGGCUGGCUGUGUGCUAUGGGCUGGCAAUGUGCCAUUGUCUCAAUUGCCUUCCUUGCGGGAACUAUUAUUCAGGGUCUCAUCGUGCUUAACCAUGAGGAUUAUGUCUUUGAGCGCUGGCAUGGAACGCUGUUGGUGAUUGCCAUCACCUUCUUCGGAAUCUUGUUCAAUACCUUCCUGGCCAAGAAACUGCCUUUCGUCGAAGUCCUGAUUCUUAUCCUCCAUGUUGUUGGGCUUUUUGCCAUUAUCAUCCCUCUCUGGGUUCUGGCUCCUCGCAGAAGCGCCCAGCAGGUCUUCACGGAGUUUAACAACGGUGGUGGAUGGAACAGCGCUGGGACAGCAACGCUAGUUGGAUUUUCCACUACUAUCACCGCCCUAAUUGGAUAUGACUGCGCCGUGCAUAUGUCCGAAGAGAUCAAAGACGCAUCAGAGACUCUCCCAAAGGCUAUGAUCACUUCCGUUCUGAUCAAUGACUGCGCGGGAUUUCUCAUGCUGGUGACGAUCUGCUUCACCUUGGGUGAUAUCGACGAGGUCCUCGCAACCCCCACCGGCUACCCAUUUAUUCAAGUGUUCUAUAAUGCCACCAAUAGUCUUCCCGGCACGAACACCAUGACCGCGAUCUUGGUUCUUACGCUCACCGCGAGUACAAUCACGGAAUUGGCCACGGCCUCUCGGCAGCUUUGGUCUUUUGCCCGAGAUGGCGGUCUUCCAUUUUCCGGGUUUUUUGGAUACGUUACUCCGGGGUGGAACAUUCCGCUUAAUGCGGUGAUGGUCUCUCUUAUGGUAACAGUUCUCCUGUCGUUGAUCAACAUCGGUUCGACAACAGCCCUUUUGGCUAUCGUCACCUUGACGAUCGGGUCGCUUAUGUCUUCAUACGUUAUUACGAUUGGGUGCGUGCUGCUCAAGCGGAUCCGUGGCGAGCCCCUUCCACCUCGCCGGUGGAGCCUGGGUCGAUUUGGAAUGGCCAUUAACAUCGGUGCCUUGUGUUUCUUGGUCCCGGUGUUUGUGUUCGCUUUCUUUCCCUUGACCUCGACAGUCGACCGAGAAUCGAUGAACUGGUGCGUGGUGAUGUACGGUGGCAUUAUGAUUAUUGCCAUUCUAUACUACAUCUUCCGCGGCCGGCACGUCUAUAUUCCUCCCGUUGCACUGGUUAAGCGUGACAUUUGA